This is a messenger RNA of Fusarium tjaetaba, 1587 nucleotides long. Its product is annotated as hexose transporter. Gene Ontology annotation, biological process: carbohydrate transport; transmembrane transport. Gene Ontology annotation, molecular function: carbohydrate:proton symporter activity. Gene Ontology annotation, cellular component: membrane. The record is from RefSeq and is a predicted model, not a curated record. Bases 1 to 1587 code for a protein of 528 amino acids. Lineage: Eukaryota; Fungi; Ascomycota; Sordariomycetes; Hypocreales; Nectriaceae. The transcript has 4 exons.
AUGGGUCUUCUCACUCCUCCUCAGCGGACCCAAAAGGUCAUUCCUGAUAAGCCAGCAAAGGGACAUUUCUUCUUUGCUGGCAAGGAAUUUGCUCGUGUGCCUUGGUGGAAGAGGUCUAACAUGCGCAUUUUAUACUUUUACAUUGUUAUUCUCAUUCUUACCAACACUGCUAAUGGUUUCGAUGGUUCUAUGAUGAACGGUCUUCAGACCCUCUCGUAUUGGCAAGAGUACUUCAACCAUCCACGUGGUUCCAUCCUUGGUCUGUUCAACGCCUCUAUGAGUCUUGGCUCUCUUAUUGGUCUUUUUGUUGUCCCUUAUCUGGUCGAUUGGGCUGGCCGUAAGGUCGGUGUGCAGAUUGGCUGUAUUCUUAUGCUGCUUGCUGUUGGUCUUCAGGCUGGAGCUCAAAACUUUGGAAUGUUUGUUGCGGCACGUAUCAUCCUGGGCUUCGGUGAUUGCAUCGUUCUUGGCUCUGCGCCUCUUCUCAUCGCUGAGAUUGCCCAUCCUCAAGAUCGUGCUAUUCUUGUGACGCUGAGUGGUGCUUCUUAUCACUCUGGUGCUUUCAUUUCUAGUUGGGUUACAUACGGUACCCUUCAGAUCAAGAGCAACUGGUCCUGGAGACUUCCCAGCCUUCUCCAGUCCAUCUGCAGUGUCAUCAUCCUCAUCGGAAUCUUCUGGAUGCCCGAGAGUCCUCGUUGGCUGCUCAGCAAGGACAAGCACGACGAAGCCCUCAGGGUCCUCACUCACUACCACGCAGAGGAUGAUCCCGAGGACGAAUUCGUCCAGCUCGAGUUCAGUGAGAUCAAGGCCGCCAUCGCACUUGACAAGGAAGUCGGACAGACAGCCUGGGUUGACUUCCUCAAGACUCCUGGUAACCGGAAGAGAAUCGGCCUCAUCACUGCCCUUGGUUUCUUCAGUCAGUGGAGUGGCAACGGAUUGAUCUCUUAUUACCUCAAGGGUAUCAUGGAUGCUGUCGGUAUCACCAAGGCUGAGACUCAGCUUGGUAUCAAUGCAGGUAUGAAGACGCAGGGUUUGAUCAUCAACACCGCUUUUGCGUUCUUCAUUGAUAUUUUCGGUCGUCGACCUAUUUAUCUUACCUCGACCAUCGGAACUUGCGUCAUAUUCACUUUCUGGACCAUUGUUUCGGCGCGAUACGAUAUUGACCCCAACAAGGCUCUUGGAUACGCCUUUGUGGCGCUGACCUUUAUCUAUGUGUGCAGGUCUGGUCUCAUGGCCAACUAUACCACCGAGAUUCUGCCCUACGGUCUUCGUGCCAAGGGUUUCACAUGGCUCAACUUCUGUGUCACCGCCGCGCUCUUCUUCAACCAGUACAUCAACGGUAUUGCUCUUGAGGCUAUGGGCUGGAAGUACUACACCAUCUACUGCGUGUUCCUCGGUUUCGAGGUGUAUGUCAUUUACUUCUUCCUCAUCGAGACCCGCUACACGCCCAUGGAAGAAAUCGCCAAGUACUUCGAUGGCGAUGCGGUUGAUGUUGGUGAGGUUGCUAGGGCUGAUAUGAAGGAGAGAGGUGUUAUGAUGACGGAGGUGGAUUCCAAGGGACCUCGUGCCACUGAGAUUGAGGCUCGUUAG